Diachasma alloeum is the source of this 1541-nucleotide messenger RNA. It is a transcript of the gene ppan, whose product is annotated as protein Peter pan. Lineage: Eukaryota; Metazoa; Arthropoda; Insecta; Hymenoptera; Braconidae. Gene Ontology annotation, molecular function: rRNA binding. Gene Ontology annotation, cellular component: preribosome, large subunit precursor. The coding region runs from base 221 to 1465 and encodes 414 amino acids. The transcript is spliced from 2 exons. The record is from RefSeq and is a predicted model, not a curated record. Gene Ontology annotation, biological process: rRNA processing; ribosomal large subunit assembly.
UUGGGGUGUUCCUGGUUUUUGUCUCCUCUUUGACGUUUCUUUUUUGUGAUGAAUUCACGAGAUUGCAUGACGUAGUGUUCAAAACAAGGGAUUUACCUACGCCCCCUUCUGGAGCUUUCGUGAAGUGGGAAAUCUAACCUCCAAGGGGAUGUUACACACGUGUUGGAGCUGUUAGUCAUCAGUUGUUGUUCAUUGAACAGUUCAUAAAUAAAUAAAAACCAUGGGGAGGAGGAAAAAGGGGAGAUGCGUCAAAAAGAACAAGCAGCUCUCAGCCCCCGAGCCCGACUCGCUCGUCCACGCGCCCCACUCCUUCGUGAUCCACCGGGGUCUCCCUGGCGAUCACAUAGUGGAGCUCACAAAGGACUUCCGCAAGAUAAUGGAGCCCUUCACAGCCUCCGCCCUGAAGGAGCGCAAGAACAACUCGAUAAAGGACUUCGCCUCGGUGGCAGGUCUCCUGCACGUCAGCCACCUGUGCAUCUUCAGCCGAACCGAGAUAGGGAUGUACCUGAAGAUGUGCCGAUUCCCCCGAGGUCCAACCCUCCACUUCAAAGUCCUGGAGUUCUCCCUCGCCAGAGACAUAAUAUCCUCGACCAAGAAGCAGAUGGUCUUCGACGAGAUAUUCAAGCACUCGCCCCUGAUCGUCCUCAACAAUUUCAGUGGCGAGGGCCUGCAGAUGAAGCUGAUGGCGUCGAUGUUCCAGAACAUGUUCCCCACCAUAAACCUGAGGACAGUCAAUCUCAACACAAUCAGAAGAUGCGUCUGCCUGAAUUACAAUCCAGAGUCGAAGAUGAUUGAUCUCCGGCAUUAUGCGAUUAGAGUUGUGCCCCUGGGGCUGUCGAAGGGUGUCAAGAAGCUGGUGCAGGCUAAAAUCCCCAACCUAGGGGGCUGUCAGAAUUACGCAGACUUCCUGACGAAGACAGCUGUCUCUGAGAGCGAGGGGGAGGACGAGCCCUCGAGCUCGGUGAUCCUGCCCCAGAAAUUAUCGUCUCGAGGGAAUCUCCAGAACAGCAACAGCGCCAUCAAGCUGUACGAGCUCGGGCCCAGGCUGUCCCUCCAACUGAUGAAGAUCGAGGACGGCCUGCUUGAUGGGGGUGUCCUGUUCCACGAGGUGGUGCACAAGACUGAGGAGGAGAAACUGAGGAUUGAGAGGAUUCGGGAGAAGAAGAAGAAGUUGAAGGAGGCCAGGAAGAAACUCCAGAGGGAGAACAAACAGGCCAAGGAGAAGGCCAGGGAGGAGCUGAAGUCCAAGUCCAGGGAGGGGAUGAAGAGGAAGAGGGAGGUGGAGGAGAAGAGGGUGGACUUUGAGGAGGAGAGGCAAAUGGAGGCUGAGGACGAUGCUCAGUAUUACAGGGACGAGGUGGGGGAGGAGCCUGACAAGGACCUGUUCCAGAAUAAAUCGGUCAAGAGGAGGAAGAAUACUGGAGCUUGUGUUAAAUACAAGUCUAAGAAGUUUAAGACGAAAUGAUCUUAGGGUUAGUGAUUAUUGUAAUGCUGGAGGAAUAAUAAAAAUUUCUGCCUCGUCGUCGACGUUUUAAUUGAAA